CACCGUCACCGGCAGCGACCAGCGGCGGCGGCGUCGAAGCAGCAGCAGCAGCAGCAGCAGCUCGUGGGGCGUCGCAGGACGCGGCGCGGUGGCGGCGCGUGGCGCGGGGACGGACUGCGCUGUUUCGGCGGUGGAUGUUCGGCGCUGCAGCCUCGCGGCGGCCGCGGCUGCACCGCUGCCGCCCGCCCGCGGCGGCCGCUGGCGACGAGGCAGCUCGACGGGUAGCGUGCUCGCCGAGCCGUUCGCGGGCGCCGCCGCCUGGCCAGGCAGCCUGCAUGGCCGUCCCCCCUUCGGCAGCGGCGGGGGAGCGGGAUCGCCGCCGGCCGCCAUGUCUCGGAUCAGCGUGCGCGCUCUGCGGGUGCUGACGCCCGCGUCGGCGCUGGCCUCUCUCGUGGCGAACGCCAUCGCGCUCUGCUCCAACAGCUGGCUGCACAGCACCGAGCUCAUGCCGAACCCGAGCUACAACGGCUCCGGGGACCGCGAGCAGCUCGCCAAGAACACCGUGUCCGGGCUCUGGAAGAUCUGCUUCAACGAACCCGGUAAAUCGGAUAUGAAUUGUGUGAUGAUCGACUACUUUCCAAAGGAGGAGUACAGUCCUGAUCCCAACGACUCAACGAUGGCAAUACCUUACGCGGUGAAGCGUGCCUCGGCCUUCAUCCUGAUCAGCGCCCUGGUGCUGGUGGUGGGGGAGCUGCUGUGCUUCCUGGGCCACCUGUUUCGGCGCGGACGCGUGCUCACCUUUGCUGGAGGCAUCGCAUUCAUACUCUCCGGGCUCAUGAUCCUGGUGGGCAUGGUGAUCUACAUCUCGACCUUCAAGGCCGAGGUGGGCUCCAAGCUGCGGCCCAAGUCUUCCUUCCAGGAACCCCUGUUCACCUACAGCUACGGCUACUCGUUCCUGCUGGCCGUCACGGGGCUCAUGUCGUGCGAGCUGGCGGGCACCUUCUCCAUCUUCCUCUGCAUCCACCGCUACCAGCAGCAGCUGAGGAAGAAGCUCGACCGGCUCAAGCCCGUCGACCACCUGCCGGGCUGCCGGCGGUACCAGCAGCCGCUGCAGAGACACGCCUCGACGGCGAGCCAGCGCCUGCUGCCCCACUCGUCUUCCCCGCCUCCCACGGCGCCCGGCCGGAGCACGUCGGCCCGGAGGCACCACUCCUACCACCAGCAGCACACGGGCUCCGAGCCGAGCUCGCUGGCGUUCGAGCCUCCGUCGCCUCCGGGCUCCUCGAGGCUUCACCACCACCAGCACCACCAGCAAGGCGGUGGCAGACCGCGCCUGCCGGCGUCGGAGUCGAUGAGGGACCUGUCGUACUACAACUUCCCGCCUUUCUCGAGGGACACGACCUGCAACACCGUCUCCACCACGGCCGACAACCUGACGCGCGAGUACUCGCGCGAGUUCUCGUUCGAGACGCUGCGCCGGACCACGCCGGUCUGAGGUUGUUGCCCGCUGUAGGUGUAGCGCUCGCGGUCAGUCUUCUUUUCUCCUCAUCGUUGUCGACUCGAAGACGACGACCAGCAAUCACUCACUCACUCUUCGUUGCGGAGGCGGCACUGUGUACAGCGGGCGAUGCUCGUUUAUCGAAAACCCUUCGUUCUGCUCCACGUAUUGCAAAUAAUGGACGCUCGUGUGUAGGAAACUUGAGUCCCCUGCGCUAGCAGUGAAGGAGAGGAAAGAGUUGAGGCCGGGUGCCAAUGAAGACGACGCCGUGACGAGUUUCUGUGAUUGCUUCACAGAAGGCUUGUGGUCAGAAUUCUCUCAGCUCAGAUGAUCUGUUGGUUUGUAGUCAUCGUAGAAUGCUAUGUGUAGAAUGUCCAAUGGGCUCACGUUUCAAGAAAAUGGUUGGGAAUACUUUUCCGGGCUUAGCUACGAACUGCCAAGGGUGUGAGUGCUUAGAGAAAGAGAGAGAGGGAGUACGCAGACAUUGGUUCAAGUGCCUAAUUUAGUCAUGUACUGAAAAACAUACUGUCCAGUGUGCUUUUGUUUCGCUCAAUGCACGAUGCAUCAAAUGUGGGGAGGACGUAUUAGUAGCUACAAGAAUCAUGUCGACUUGUACAAACACAGUGAUAGUAAAUUACAAGACGAGUAUAAAAUUAAGUGGUGCUGCCGUCUUGUCAUUAUGACGGAAAAUGAACAUCGGACACGUUCCACCAUCCACAGGUCCUUGUGUCGCUUGCAGGGCACACACAACGGAGCGCUUUAACAUAUCGAGAUUUGGCUGUCGGCCAGGAGCACUCCUCAUGGUCGUACUGGCUGUAUACGGCGUCUCUGUACUCUUAUCGAGACUAAAGACAGCGAUAAGAGGUUAGGAAACACUUAGUCGAAGAUAGCACCGUGCUAUCAAGCCUAAGUACGAUAAAAUCAAACCACAAGCUAACUGUUCCCGCAUAUGUGUCGGCUACGAUCACGAAAGGUAUUCUGAUGGCUUUGUCACUAUAGGGAGAGUCAUUCCAUUUUAUGAUAUGAUAUUCAUAUCUGCAACUUGCACAAUAAGAAGCAACGUAGCGUGUAAUUUAGACCCUUUCAAAAUAAAGAGAAUUCGCAGGAAGAAAAGAAAGCACCAAACCUACCGAACCACAGCAUGGCCACCAACUCUGGUUCAAGCUCUCUCCUAACGAGCCGCACAAAAACAUCGUGUAUGUGAAUCCGAAUUUCGGCACUCGCACCCCCUAUUUGCGAAAGAAAGAAUAACGCCUUCUUUCCUGAUGGCAGGAAUCAUAAAGAAAUGCAUUUCUGACUUCGCGCUGAACGUAGCAAUCUACUAGAUGACUGCACUCUGGAUGACAGCUCCUCCUAACGACCGACUGCGCGAGAAAAGGUGUUGGUUCGUUCUUAAAGAAGAAUUGCUGAAAUGAAAGCAGCUCCUAGCUCAGUAUAAAGUUCCGUGGGAACGCGAGCGAAAACGGAAUGGCGCCGAGCCUCCCAGGCUCAUGUUGGGUGACCAAGGCUCCGGUUCAUGACAUGGCCUCAGAGACCGCACCUGCACUAUCUGAUCUCGAAGCCCAUGUAUUGCGUAAGCUACUAGUUCUUAGACAUGCCGCCUCAUGAUGCGCGAUUUGGGAGUCGUUCCUUUCCUGUUGUUCCGCUCCUUCCUAUUUGAGUGAAAAAUCAGAGGCUGACGACAUUUUUUUAGCCUGUUCGGUAGAAGCAGACUAAAGGAAUUCAUAUGAAAUUUCCGCUCCAGUAAUGCGCGAAGUACUUCACGCCCUGGCGAAGCUAGUAUUUUAAGGUACACAAAGUUUCAAAAAUAACUGGAUAUGUCAUAUUAGAGCACCGUGAUUAUUGAUUGAGAGACAACAUGCGGUGCACGCAGAAACGAUUGAGUGAUGUAAAGGUGGCUCUGGAAGAUUUAAUCCGCAACGGUGAAAAUUAGCCAUAAUUUGGCCGGAAAGGGUGACGUACGUAGAACUUGAGGGCACUCGAACUUGGAAUUCUUGCUCCAAAUCAUUUUUAUUCCCUUCAGCUAUUCAUCUACGCGGCGUCGCUCACCACAUGGCCGUGGGAAGGCGGCAUGAGGCGCAUGAAUCGGUGUCCUGGUAUCACAGGGUUUUACGUGACACAGUGGUGCUGGCUUCGAUCUCCUCCCCUCAAUCUCUGCAAGCAGCCCUUACGUGAGACAAAUGUUCAGCCCGUUCUCAAACUGCUUAUACUCAUCCCAGGUAUCAAUCACCACUGGUAUCAAUAUUCCUGCUUAGUUUACAAAUCACGAUUCCCUCCUUGACUAAGUAAACCCCACCGAAGGGAUUACGUAAGCACUGAUGCUUAAAGCACAGAUCUCAUACUCAGGCACCAGUGAACCGUCUUUAUUACAUUGAUAUUGUUUUCAUCCGUGGUAGUAGGUUUUUAAAGUCAUCAACGCGUUCAGUAGUGUCCCGUAUCCAACAUAUUUACCACAAUUCGAUCAGUUAGUAAACAAUUUAUACCCGUGCACUCGAAGUUGAAGAUUAACGAAGUACAAUACCAGGAAAGAAAUUCCAUUCUGUCACGUUACUGCUUUUAUUUGAGUAAUUUUGAAUGGCUACAAACGGAUACUCACUCAGGUUUCAUCUAUGGCAAGCCGCCGUUCAUAAUGAAGCACCAGACACCGAAUCAUGGCGUCGGUUACAGGACACUACUGCACGUUGUUGUCCCUUUAUGGCCUUUUCGUAUGCGCCAUCUCGCGGGCAUUGAGAGUACAUGUUCUCCUUGCGCAGGAGAGAGUUUCAUCUGGAUAGAUAUCGCGUAGGCUUUUCAACUGCCCUAACACACAGGAGCGACAAGAACGCGUGUAUCGACGCAGCACCUCGGCUCAAAGAACAAAAAAAAAGCAAGUCUUAGUAGUGCUCGCGACCCUGUCGUGCGCCGAGGUGGUGGACUGAAGCGGCAAGUCGACGUUCGACCGUCGCGACAUCUUUGUAUCUUAACACUUUCAAAGAGACUCCUUUCACAAGCAUCAUCGAAUUGUUCAAGUGGAGAGACUUUGUAUAAUGCAAUUCGCGCGUGCCGGUGGUUUGUUUCUGAAACCG
Messenger RNA from Dermacentor albipictus, 4503 nucleotides. It is a transcript of the gene stg1, whose product is annotated as stargazin-like protein. Gene Ontology annotation, cellular component: postsynaptic density membrane; AMPA glutamate receptor complex. NCBI's taxonomy places the organism in Eukaryota, Metazoa, Arthropoda, Arachnida, Ixodida, Ixodidae. Gene Ontology annotation, biological process: regulation of AMPA receptor activity; positive regulation of synaptic transmission, glutamatergic; transmission of nerve impulse. The record is from RefSeq and is a predicted model, not a curated record. Gene Ontology annotation, molecular function: channel regulator activity; voltage-gated calcium channel activity.